CCGAGAAAAUAAACGAAUCAAAGUUUUAUAUAAGACCAAAACCAGUUUCUGCUUUGUCCACCAUCAAACAGAGAAAAUGUUUUCGUUCUGCCGCUUUCUUCAAUCGCAACUCGCCUACUGACUCGGCUUUCUUCGACUCUGUUAGUAACUCGAGUCUCUUCAUCAUGGAUGGUCAAGCUCGUCGGAGACACGGCUCCCGCCACCGAUCCUGGUGUUGUACGUUCAAUGCACCUCCGCCGAGUCCUGAAAACCCACAUUUGUCUCAGCGUUAUCAUAGCAAUAAUAGCAACUGCAAAACCAAACUCGGUCCACAAAAGGCUGAUUCGCUCUCGAAACUCACAACUUCCAUCUCUGUUCCCAACUCACCCCAGAGUUCCAAAUCCGAGUUGAGUAUCGUGGGUCGGAUGGACCCGCGUCGUAUCCUUUCACCCGGACGGGUUUCACCUAUAGACCACGCCGAUUCCUUAGAAGGAGAUCUCCACUCUUCACACGCAGCCCCAUCUGCCGCUGCGGUUGAUUCCAUACCCAGAUCGCGAUCGCAGAGUUUUCGGGCCAAAAUGGAGAGCCCGGAUACAAAUUCGAGUUUGGAUCCUAGAGGGGUCGAAGAAGGGGGAGGAGGAGCGUACGAUGUCAGGCUGAAUUUGAAAAGGAAAAAUGGCGGGGUUAUGGUGCUGGAGCUGAAUUCGGCGGUUUUAGCUUCGAAUUCUGAAGUUUUUGCGGGUCUGAUUGCAGGUUCUUCGGGGAGGAAAAUGUGUAGAAUAGAAGUUCCUGAGGUGGAAAAUUUAGGGGUUUUUAAAGAAACCAUCGAGCUUAUGUUCGAAGAAGAUAUAGCCAAGAGGCUUGUCAAAAUCGGGGUUAACAGAGCCAUUGACAUUCUCGAGGUAGCAGCUGGCAUUAUGUUUCACAGAGGUGUUUUGUCUUGUUUAAAGUACCUAGAAGCUGUUCCGUGGACUGAGGAAGAAGAAGAGAAAUUAAGGAGCCUGUUUACAAGGUUCAAGUUUGAUGAUGCAACAAGUAGAGAUAUCUUGGCUAGAUUAUAUUCUCAGCAAUCAACAGGUACCCCCCAAAAUUUAGCCAGACAUCUUGUUUCAUCCAUCACCACCUGUUCUGAUGCCAAUGCAAGAAACGAGCUGAAGUCACUGGUGAAGGAUCUCCUUAGCAAAAGCUCAGUCUAUGAGGAGCAACCUGACAUCAACAAGGAGGAUUUCUAUGAUGUUUGCCAAUCCUGUUUACGUGUGCUAGUCAACCUGUUUGAGGAGGCUUCUGAUGCUAUACCCCAUGAAAAAAUGGGCAAAAAGGAGAUGGGUAAACCUCUAAUUGCACGCAUCACCAGACAGGUGGAUAAUAUUAACUGGCUGCUGGAAAUCUUGCUUGAUCGACAAAUGGCCGAGGAGUUUGUGGAUCAGUGGGCCCAUCAAGGAAACUUGCUAAAAUUGCAUGAACGAGCAUCUCCCAUGGUAAGGUAUGAGCUAAGCCGUGUUUCAGCGACUUUGUUCAUUGCAAUGGGUACAAGAAAGCUGCACUGCUGCUGGGAGGCGAGGUCAGGGCUUCUCCAAGCAUGGUUUGGGCCAAUGCUAUUGGAUUUUGGUUGGCUGCAAAGAUGCAGAAAGGGACUUGACAUGAAGGCACUAGAGGAAGCUAUGGGUCAAACCCUUCUUACACUUCCUCUGAAGCAACAGUAUGUUCUGUUUAUGGAGUGGUUCAGAUGUUUCUCCAAGAAUGGCACUGAAUGCCCUAAUCUGAGCAAGGCCUUCCAGAUAUGGUGGCGCCGAUCUUUCCUUAGGGGCUCCGAAACACAUGGUGUUGAAUCUAGGUAACCGAGUAAUAUUCUUUUAAUCUUUUGUUUCCCAUUUGUGUGUGAUAUUAGCAUGGUGUAGCAUGAAAGAUUGAUAAACAUCUGCAAGGGAAUGGAUAAUAAUGUAGAAUCUAUGUGAAAUUGUUGUAAGAGGAAACUUGUAUCCUA
Molecule: messenger RNA, 1963 nt
Organism: Hibiscus syriacus
Lineage: Eukaryota; Viridiplantae; Streptophyta; Magnoliopsida; Malvales; Malvaceae
Product: BTB/POZ domain-containing protein At2g13690-like
Exons: 2
Coding region: 165-1817 (550 amino acids)
Source: RefSeq, a predicted model, not a curated record